CUGGGAAAGCCAUUCAGAAACAUAAUCUCUAUCAAAAUUAAAGAAAACGAAAUGAUUGGUGAACUCAAAAGAUGUAUUAAAGCUGAAAAAGAUUACUUCGAAACUCGUACAAAUACCCAUAUAGGAAGCAAUAAUACAUUUCCCUGUUUUGAUCUUUUCGACAGCAACGAAAUAUUGUCAUAUUUUGGAAUCAAAGACAUUUGGAAAGAAAAUCCUCCAAAAUCUAAUCUUCACGUAGUUGUUAAAAUCGAAGAAAGAAAUGUUGGCGAACUUAAUCAUAUUAUUUCCAACGAACUAAAACUCAUGGCCAUAAACAUUUCUCCUAAUCAGGUUAUUACAUGUGAGGAAGACAAGUGUGUCAUGAAAAACUUGGACAAAAUUAAGAGCGUUUUCGCUAAUUCAAUCUACAAUUAUAACCCUGACCAUCUCCAUGUAAUGAUAAGUUCAAAUGCCUGGAAGGAAGUACAUUGUAAAGCCAUUUAUAAAAAAACUUCUAUUAAUCUUUAUAGGACACAUGAUGGAAAUACCCAAGGGGAAUUUAUUCGAAGUGAUUCCAUGCUAGAGCGUAUCAUGUGGGGAAAGUUUAUAGAGUCGAUGUUAGUAUAAUCAUCGAAGUUCA
Rhizophagus irregularis DAOM 181602=DAOM 197198 is the source of this 619-nucleotide messenger RNA. NCBI's taxonomy places the organism in Eukaryota, Fungi, Glomeromycota, Glomeromycetes, Glomerales, Glomeraceae. The record is from RefSeq and is a predicted model, not a curated record.